Molecule: messenger RNA, 714 nt
Organism: Alnus glutinosa
Lineage: Eukaryota; Viridiplantae; Streptophyta; Magnoliopsida; Fagales; Betulaceae
Exons: 2
Coding region: 300-698 (132 amino acids)
Source: RefSeq, a predicted model, not a curated record
CUUUAGCGUCCGUCGAAGGCAACUCUGAAGAAGGAACCAUUUUUCUUGUAAAGCAAUACCGCAAUGAAACUUUAUAUAUCGAUAUCAUAGUUGAUAUGCCUACAGAGUACAGAGGGUACAGUUCAUCGUUCCAAAAGUGAUGAUGAGAGCAAUGAUGAUAGUGGCAUCAAUGGUUAUAGCAGCGCAGUACUCUCUGCAGAGUGCAGAGACAUAUAUAUAGUGAUAGUGAUGGUGUCCGUGAGGAUAAUGAUAUUAAUGAUGAUGAUGAUGAUGAAGCGAAUAAGCUGUUUUAUAUACCAAUGGUUGAGAGUGUCUGCAAAUUAAAGGAGCGAAACUUUAUUUGGAGUUCAUUGUUAAUGCUUCUCCAGAUAACAUUUCAAUUAAGGGCUUCUCAAUUAAUUAAGGAGUCGAUAGGUGAUGGAGUAUAUGCAUAUGAGCUGCCUGACUACUUCUCGGAUAUGGGUUCGCAGUUGCAGUCUAAUUUGUUCAGCUAUCUUGAGGUCAGAGGGAUAUCUGAUAUGGCUGACUUCUUGCACAAGUCAUACAUGAUGAACAAAAAAACGACAGGAGGAAAAGCGGUGGCUGGAGAAACUGAACAAGUUUAUUAUCAAGUAAUUUAUUUGUUACAAUUAAUUAACAGCAUUUGCAUUUGCUGGUGUGGUGAUGGGAUCAUAUGCUUAAAGUAUAUCUAUCCUUAAUCCUUAUCUAACUAUA